AUGCCAGCACGUGCCGCCACAUCUUCGGGAAACAACAAUAGCAAUCGCAAGCACAUUGAUGUUUGGGAUGUCGGAAGAAUGCUUAAAUUCAUUGAACAAGAAUCAGAACAAAAAGCCCAUGAAAUUCGUAUCAAAGCCAAUGAAGAAUAUUCAAUCGAAAUAGCCGAACUAGCAAUUCAAAGUAGUGAACGAGUCAAACAACAGAAGUCUGAUGAAAUGGCUAAGAUUAAGGCCGAAAAAACCAUUGCAGAAGGAAAACUAAGAUCUAAUGCUAUUUUAACCUUAUCUUCAGCUAAAGAAAAGGUCUGUUCUCAAAUCAUGAAAGAAGUUUGUGGUUUACUAUCUAAUCGAUCCUUAUCUAAAAAACUAGCCACUGCUGCUAUCUCUAAAUUCAAAACAAUUCUGCCUGAUGAACAUAUGGUGAUUUAUGUGCCUGAAAAGGACAAAGCUUUACUCUCUUCUUUACUUAGUCCUAGUGAGUUUACCUUUGAGCCAAUGCAUCCUAAUUUACUUGGUGGUAUUGUUAUUCGUAAUACUAGUCGGACUGUGCUUAUCAAUAGUAGCUUCCUUGAGCGCGCCGCUAAGAUAGAAAAGCGCGUUAUGCCAGGUCUUCAGGCUGCUCUCUUUCGAUAA
Molecule: messenger RNA, 633 nt
Organism: Nematocida homosporus
Lineage: Eukaryota; Fungi; Microsporidia
Product: V-type H+-transporting ATPase subunit E
Exons: 1
Coding region: 1-633 (210 amino acids)
Biological process (GO): proton transmembrane transport
Cellular component (GO): proton-transporting two-sector ATPase complex, catalytic domain
Molecular function (GO): proton-transporting ATPase activity, rotational mechanism
Source: RefSeq, a predicted model, not a curated record